AUGUCGAAACUCGGCAUCAACGACAAGAUCAAGCUAAACAGCGGAUAUGAAAUUCCCCAACUGGGUUUCGGAGUCGACUCUGCCUCUGCCUACCGCAACGAAGCUGGUUGCGGCGCUGCCGUCCUCCGCUCCACCAUCCCCCGCUCCGAAAUCUUCUUCACCUCCAAAGUCGGCCCCAAACACAUUUCGUACAACGCCGCGAGACGUAUCAUCUCCGAAUCCCUUGUCAAAACGGGCCUAGAGUAUAUUGACCUCAUGCUCCUGCAUGCUCCCUACGGCGGGUCUGUCCACAGAAAGGGGGCCUGGCUAGCGCUCGUCGAAGCUGUUGAAGAAGGGAAGAUCCGCUCCAUUGGUGUCUCCAACUACGGUGUGCACCACCUCGACGAACUCGAGCAGCAUAUCAAAGAGCUGGAAAAGGAACGGGGCGGGCCUGGCAAGGGAGGAGUGUUAAGUGUAGGGCAGUGGGAGGUUCAUCCAUGGUGUCCUCGCAAAGAUAUCGUUGAGUGGUGUCGCAAACGCAACGUUGUCGUUGAAGCGUAUGCGCCCAUCGUAAGGGGGGAGAGGUUCGGUGAGCCCGGGUUGAAGAGCUUGGCCGAGAAGUAUGGAAAGACCGAGGCGCAAGUGCUUGUGAGGUGGAGUCUCCAGAAGGGGUACGUGCCGCUGCCGAAGAGUGUGAAGGCGGAGAGGAUUAAGGAGAACGCGAAGGUAUAUGACUUUGAGCUGAGCGAGGAGGAGGUGAAGGCGCUGGAGACGGAGGAGUACAGUCCGGUGUGUUGGGACCCGACGACGAGUGAGCUGGAUAACUAUAGUGGACAAGAAGUCUAAGGGGAUGGAGAAUGGCGUGCAGGCAGGCUGGAAAUGGUGAAGGCACCUUUUUUUUGGUUUGGCUGAGCAAGUUAGUCCCUGCGCCUGCACUUUACUCCGUUCUCUUGUUUUCUAACUGCUCGCCAACCGAUAUUCCAGUUGUUACCUUUAGGU
This is a messenger RNA of Neurospora tetrasperma FGSC 2508, 978 nucleotides long. RefSeq lists its product as uncharacterized. Bases 1 to 825 code for a protein of 274 amino acids. Gene Ontology annotation, molecular function: oxidoreductase activity. Lineage: Eukaryota; Fungi; Ascomycota; Sordariomycetes; Sordariales; Sordariaceae. The record is from RefSeq and is a predicted model, not a curated record. The transcript is spliced from 2 exons.